AUGGGACACAUGUUUGGUGACUCACUCGAGAAGAAGGCCCGCCUGCACGCCAUAGCCACCUUCGUGGUCGGGUUCUGGAUCCUCAGCGUUGCCAACAACAUGCUUCAAGUGGAUGGCAGAAACGCAUGGCUUAUUGUCACAGUUCGUGAAGCUUCUGAACGAAGGAAUGCUAAUUGGGAAUGCAGGGGNAAAAGAGGCAGAGCCAUUGAACUCUCCAAAGACCAUAAACCAAAUUGCACAUUAGAAAGACUAAGAAUUGAGAAACUUGGUGGUGUGAUCUACGACGGAUACCUCAACGGCCAACUGUCAGUGGCUCGAGCCCUCGGAGACUGGCACAUCAAAGGGUCUAAAGGGUCCAAGAGUCCUCUGAGCGUAGAGCCAGAGCUAGAGGAGAUUGUGUUGACCAAAGAAGAUGAGCUUAUAUCUACCAUGAAAGUUUAG
Molecule: messenger RNA, 441 nt
Organism: Arachis duranensis
Lineage: Eukaryota; Viridiplantae; Streptophyta; Magnoliopsida; Fabales; Fabaceae
Product: probable protein phosphatase 2C 47
Exons: 2
Coding region: 1-441 (146 amino acids)
Biological process (GO): protein dephosphorylation
Molecular function (GO): protein serine/threonine phosphatase activity
Source: RefSeq, a predicted model, not a curated record